CCGCUCUCUCUUCCCAGGUCGUUUCAGGAUUUCUUCACCCCUGCCCGUGGAGGGUGGCACGGCCUUGGGCCGUCCUACUCCGCCAGUUGCCUAGGUGCUGAUCUCCCCUCAGGCCUGCUGGGGUGAGACUACCUUCAGGUCUUUAAGCGUGUAGCCCUCAUUGGGACUAUGCAAGUUGCCAGAAACGGUGACCGCCUAAGCACAGGUCAUGGCACGUAGUAGGCGUUCAAUUUCCAUUUGUUGAAUGAACUCGCUGAGAAUGAAUGAAUGGAGUUGACAGGAGGAGGGGGCUUUGGCUCAGCCUGAUCGCCCCUUCCCUCCGCCCCAACCCCGGGGAAACUCUGCUUCCGUGAACGUAGGAAGGGGAUGCCACGCGCAGGACGCCCCCAGGGCAGCCCUUCAGGGUAGGGCACAGAAGAGCUGGGAGCGCGGGAUAGGGGAACCGAGAGGGUCUUGGCCGGGCCCCCAGGCGAGUCAUAAUCAGUUCUGGGCCAGGCGAGACGGCGGCAGCGCUGAAGCGGGGCGAAGGCCGGGGCGCAGGUCUCCGGGCACACGGGACUGCUCGCGCGGCCGCGUACCCCGUGGGGAGGGGCGGCGGAGGUACGGCGCCUUUAAGCUCGGGCGCCGGCCCCGCGGCCCCGCCCUCCGGAGGACGCCUCGGCGCGCGGCCGUCCGAGACGCCGUUUAAUUGGGGCUGUCAGGCCGCGGCGCGCGCGGAGGGCCGGGCGGGACGGAGGCCGGGAGGCCGGGGCGGCGGGCGUGCAGCUCGGCGGGAGGCGGGCGCCCGGAGACGCGGCUGGGGCCCGCGCGGCCGGGGCGCCGUCCCAGGGCAGGGCUGCCCGGCCCCGGCCCCGGGCCGCCCGCGCUCCCCAUGAAAAACCAGCUCCGCGGCCCCCCAGCGCGGGCGCACAUGUCGGCCUCGGGGGCGUCGGCGGCUGGGGGCACCGGGGCGGGGUCGGAGCCCGGUGCGGGGUCUGGUUCCGGCGCCGGUACCGGGGCAGGCGCGGCGGCGGGUGCGGGGGCCAUGCCUUGCAAGAGUGCCGAGUGGCUGCAGGAGGAGCUGGAGGCGCGCGGCGGCGCGUCCCUGCUGCUGCUCGACUGCCGGCCGCACGAGCUCUUCGAGUCGUCGCACAUCGAGACGGCCAUCAACCUGGCCAUCCCGGGCCUCAUGCUGCGCCGCUUGCGCAAGGGCAACCUGCCCAUCCGCUCCAUCAUCCCCAACCACGCCGACAAGGAGCGUUUCGCUACGCGCUGCAAGGCGGCCACCGUUUUGCUCUACGACGAGGCCACGGCCGAGUGGCAGCCAGAGCCUGGCGCUCCCGCUUCGGUGCUUGGCCUUCUCCUGCAAAAGCUGCGCGACGACGGCUGCCAGGCCUACUACCUCCAAGGUGGUUUCAACAAGUUCCAGACAGAGUACUCAGAACACUGCGAGACCAACGUGGACAGCUCGUCCUCGCCGAGCGGCUCACCGCCCACCUCAGUGUUGGGUCUGGGGGGCCUACGCAUCAGCUCUGACUGCUCAGAUGGUGAGUCGGACAGAGAGCUGCCCAGCAGUGCCACCGAGUCAGACGGCAGCCCUGUGCCAUCCAGCCAACCGGCCUUCCCCGUCCAGAUCCUGCCCUACCUCUACCUCGGCUGCGCCAAGGACUCCACCAACCUGGAUGUGCUCGGCAAGUACGGCAUCAAGUAUAUCCUCAACGUCACGCCCAACCUGCCCAAUGCCUUCGAGCACGGGGGCGAGUUCACCUACAAGCAGAUCCCCAUCUCUGACCACUGGAGCCAGAACCUCUCCCAGUUCUUCCCUGAGGCCAUCAGCUUCAUAGACGAGGCCCGCUCCAAGAAGUGCGGUGUCCUGGUGCACUGCCUGGCAGGCAUCAGCCGCUCGGUGACGGUCACAGUGGCCUACCUGAUGCAGAAGAUGAACCUGUCGCUCAAUGAUGCCUACGACUUUGUCAAGAGGAAAAAGUCCAACAUCUCACCCAACUUCAACUUUAUGGGGCAGCUGCUGGACUUCGAGAGGACGCUGGGGCUGAGCAGCCCGUGUGACAACCACACCCCCAGCGAGCAGCUCUACUUCUCCACGCCCACCAACCACAACCUGUUCCCACUCAACACGCUCGAGUCCACGUGAGGCCGGGGGCACGGGGCAACGGGCCAGCCCCUCCCGGGCCUCCACAGGGCCCGCAGGGAGGGCCCACGCCUGCUGCCUCUGGCGUGAGGAACCCGGACAUCGCCUGUGCCCAGAGGUGAGCUUCCCUCACCGUCCCGGGGAGGGUGCAGCCCACAGCCAGGCCUCCCCCGGCAGGACUUUCCGGAGGGGCCCUCGGCUCUCAGACAUGUGGCUUUGGGAGUCCAGUGGGGCCUCGUCCUUGUCCCAGGACACUCCUUUCUGCUGAUGGCCCAGCCAGUUUGGCUCUUUUUUUUUUAAAGACACAUCCAUGGACCUGAGUUUACUUUUUAUUUUUGGCAGGUAAACCCGAGCUCCCUGGAGCAGAGAGUGUUCAAGCUCUUCUUGAUUUUUCUUUUUUAAUGAGAAGUGUUAUUUUCAGGCUACAUGCAACAGUGGAUUGUAUAAACCAGUAUUUCAUCCCUUUCUUGAUCCUGCGAGAGAGAGAGAGAGAAGUGUUAUCAGUUUGUUUUUCUUCUUAUUUCAAAAAGCAAUUCUUGGGUUUUUGUUUUUAAUGGAAAAGACAAACCCCGCGUUGAUCUUGACCAAAAGCGUUUUGCACAUGUGUGAAGCCUCCGUUUCCGCAGCGGCCCUUAAAGGGGUGGUUUGCUGCUCUCGCCAGCUUUGGACUCCCAGGCCUGCCCACACCUCCCACCUCGGCCCAGCCCGACCUGGCGCUGCAUUUGCCUGUGAUGACUGCCGCGAGUGGUGAGUGGUGGGCUGGACAGGUAGCCUUUGCAUUCUCUGCCCACCCAACUGCCCUUCUGGUGGUCCCUGCCAACUGCCCCAGGCAGCAGAGGGAGGCCCUGCCACUGUCCUGCUGGAGGUGGGGCCACAGGGGGCUGCCACGCAGUAGCAUUAACCCUCCGGGCUCAGCCCCGAGGGGGGCCUGGGCCCCAGGCCCUUUUUAUAUGUACCCCCUACUUGCUUGUUCCUCUCUCUGUCUGUUGGUAGCUGAGGGUGCAGGUCCAGUGGCUGGGGGGGUGUAGGUGGUGGCACCCAGCCCUGCCUCCCCCGAGUCUCUUCCCUCACCCUGGUUGUUGCUUUGGUUCAGCUGCCACUCCCAGCCCCCUCAACCCGUGAAAGCCUGCCCUGUGCUCAUCUUGCCCCUGCCUUCUAUUAAGAAACUCGCACCCAUUUCAAUCCCAGGGCAGGGGUGGGUGGCGAGGAUGGACAAGGAAAGGGGUGUGAGGCUCUGUCCAUCCCUCCACCCCCAUAUCCACAGAACAAAGCCACGGAUUCCGUUAUCCUCCUCCAGUUUUGUUCCUUCUCCAACCUCAGUUCUCCCAGGUGUCAGGACUGCAUAGGGCCUGGGGAGGGGUGAGCAGUCGGGCUGGGGUCCCUGAGCGAGCCAGCACUCAGCAUGUGAGCAAGGCCACGGAAACUCUGCCCCCACUGCAUCUUACCUCACAGGGGUGGUUUUCAGGGAUUCUUUAAGGCAGCAGAUUAAAAUCUUGCCACAGUCAAGAAAUUGACAAAAAGCUUCCAUGCUGUACAUGGUUCUCUUUCUCUCUUUUUUACCUUUAAAAAGAAAAACCCAGAAAGAUGCAUCAGAUUUGUGUAAAUGAGGGUAUGCCAAGAGGGUGGCCAGUUUUGCUUUAUGAACUUAUGAAGGAAAAUUUGUGACCCUACAUAUAUAUACACACACAUACAUAUAUAUAUAUCCCGAUCCAGCAACGGGACUUUGUUUAUAUUGCAAAUAAAUAUUAUUUUUUCUUUAAAA
This is a messenger RNA of Aethalodelphis obliquidens (Pacific white-sided dolphin), 3890 nucleotides long. RefSeq names its product dual specificity phosphatase 7 (gene DUSP7). Gene Ontology annotation, cellular component: cytosol; cytoplasm. The record is from RefSeq and is a predicted model, not a curated record. Bases 872 to 2131 code for a protein of 419 amino acids. Gene Ontology annotation, molecular function: protein tyrosine/threonine phosphatase activity; MAP kinase tyrosine/serine/threonine phosphatase activity; MAP kinase tyrosine phosphatase activity. Gene Ontology annotation, biological process: peptidyl-tyrosine dephosphorylation; negative regulation of MAPK cascade. The transcript is spliced from 3 exons. Lineage: Eukaryota; Metazoa; Chordata; Mammalia; Artiodactyla; Delphinidae.